Molecule: messenger RNA, 2239 nt
Organism: Paralichthys olivaceus (Japanese flounder)
Lineage: Eukaryota; Metazoa; Chordata; Actinopteri; Pleuronectiformes; Paralichthyidae
Gene: hdip1
Product: chromosome 1 C16orf87 homolog
Source: RefSeq, a predicted model, not a curated record
AGUGCGAAAACUGCCGUGAUUUGGUUUCCCGCACGGGCCGUGAACGCGGCUCAGCGGGAGCGAGUGCGCAUGCCCGCAGCCUGAGUGAAAUAAUAGUGUAGCGUGUCUCAGAUAUGAGCUGAUUUACAGGUUAGCCGUCAACAAGCGUCGUCUCCCCGCGUGUGUCCGCCUCUGCGUGCGUCCUGCCGGGCCGUGGACGUCGGGACGAGCCGCGGAGCACCGUGCGCGAGCCAGCAGACACAACUUCCAGCUCGCGUAGAAGUGUCGGCGCGCCGCCGCAGGAAACGGACUAUGUCGGCUAAUAAAACAAAGAAAGUCAAAAUGGCUACUAAAUCUUGUCCAGAGUGCGACCAACAGAUUCCAGUUGCGUGCAAAUCCUGCCCGUGUGGGUAUGUGUUUAUUAGCAGAAAACUGCUAAAUGCCAAGUUAGAGCGCUCUCCAGCCAUAGCAGAGAUGCGGGACUUAAAACGUAGGAGGACGGAGCGCAUUCGCAGAGAGCGGAUCGACUCUCCUCUAACCAGUGACAUGGAGAACAGGAGACGAUCCCGAACCAACAGCCAGUCAGAUCCAAUCCGCAGGGGCCGGGGCAGACCAAAAACAGUGGGGCUGAAGAAACAGGAAGAGGAGAAAGAGAAACAAGAGAAGGAAGUGGAUAUUUACGCUGGUCUCUCUGAUGAGAAGGCCUUCGUGUUUUCUGUGGCCUUGGCUGAGAUCAACCGCAAGAUCCUGGGUCAGAAACUCAUAUUAUAGAUGAAACCCUGAAAAACUGAGAAACCCAGCACACAGGACCUACUGUAGUAAAUCUAUCAAAGAGGACGACCAAAGAGGACAGAACUGGAUGGAGCUAAACUUCGACGUGCUUCACUUGGAUGAUGAUGAAGACGAUGGAUUUUUUUUUUUAAAGGGAUUAAAAACAUACUGUCAUCAAUUCCUGCUAUGUGCAGUACACUGCAUGUGUUUAGUACAUAUAGGUAUAGACUCUGUCAGGUCACUUUAUUUAAGAUGAAUUUCUCCUCAUUGUGAGUGCUGAUGUUUAAAGUCAGAGACUGUGAGGUUCUGCUGAUGUAGUGAAUGACUUGAUGAGCCACAGCAGAAUGCCAUAUAUAAUUGUAUAAUGUGAUAAUAUCACAAUAUACUGUAUGUAUUAUAAACACACCAUACAACCUGAAUAGGGCGGGCUGUCUGGACUCAAACAUCAUUCUUUACAGUGUUUUAAAAUCAUCCCAUCUUAGUGUUUUUAAUUCAUUUGAAAUAAACAUAACAUCAACUUUUACUUGUCAACAGAAUGAACAGUUUUCAAGAGACCAACAGUGGAAUAUUAUUUAUACAUUAAGCAGAAAAAGAAUCUAUGAAGUAAAAUACUGAAUACUAAACUUGAUCUACAUGUAUGGCUCAUCCUAAACCUAUUGAUAAAGUUUAUUGAAAGGGCUAUGAAAGGUUUGUACUUAACAAGUAGUUCAGUGGCCAAGAGAUGCUUUAUAUUUCGCAAGAGACAUAACCACCGACUUCUGUACGCCUGCCUUAGUUUUAAGAAAAUUAUUUUGCACAAAGCAGUUUUAAAUCUACUUUUUAGUCUGGCUUGCGUUCCGGUUUAGUUUCAUCUCAGGGUAAGGGGCUUGUGGUCCAAAAUGAACAGAACACACUGUCUGGUUCUGUGAGUCAAAUCCAGUUGGGCAUAUGGAGAACUGUGAAUAAAAGGAAAGGCGAUAAAACAACUAUCUACAAUCAAGCCAACCUCAUGAUUCCAUUUGGAUUCGAAAAUCUCUAGAAGUAGGAGCCUGAUAUGACUCAGAGAAGAAAGAUAUUGGUUUUGGGAAUGGCACCAUGUUACCCACGCCACCCAGCACAUCAUAAGCAGUCUAGUCAUCUACACAGGGCUUUGAAAAAUAACUCAACUAAUAGUUUGUUUAACUUGUAAAGAGCUGAGGAUAUCCAUUUAGACCAAAUAUGUCACACCACUUAGUAACCAACUCAAUAACUGCAAGACCCACAAUUUCAUCUCAAAAAUGUUAAAAUAUAAAUUCUUGUCAAUAAUAUUAAGCCUCUACAGCAGGACGUAUUUUCACAUUUAGUCCCUGAAUGUAUCACAGGUCAUUAUUUAAUAUUUUUGUCAUGGUUUUCGUUGUAUAUAUAACAUGUAAACCACAACUUUAACUUUCUUUUGUUGAACACUUCAGUAAUAUGGUGAAUAUACUCUCACUUGGAGAUAAUGUGGUCAAUAAAGUUUUCUUAAAAGAAA